Molecule: messenger RNA, 648 nt
Organism: Rhagoletis pomonella (apple maggot)
Lineage: Eukaryota; Metazoa; Arthropoda; Insecta; Diptera; Tephritidae
Source: RefSeq, a predicted model, not a curated record
CAUACCACAUCUAACGAUGCCAAGCCAGGCAUCCCUACCAGCCACGACCUUCCGUCUUCCUCCAAAGCUGCCGGCAGUACCAACCACAGUACAACGACGGCGGGAACAGGGCGGAAAAAGAAACAUAAAAAGUCCCAGAACCAAAUCAGAAAGAGACGCUACCAGAGGGCGGUCUACAUGCUAGAUAAAAUAUCUAGCAAUUUGGCUCCAAGCGGCUCCUAUCAGUUGAAGGCGGUCGAAUACUAUAAAAAGGUGGUUGAGGAAUAUGAGAGCUCCUUAAAAGAGAAGCAAUCUGCAAACCCCAAUCCACCUGAAAUAAAGCAAAAGAGCGAAUGUCAAAAGAUAAAUCCUUCCACUAACGACAGCACUACCGGCAGAGAGAGCAAGAAGCCUAAACAGGCUUCUUCAUCUGACCACAACCCGCUGCAACGCCACUUUAGUGACGUUGCCAAAGACAGUCUGUUGAUGGCCAUAGUCGACGAAAACUCGAAGACUCCGGUAUCUAUGCAGAAGCACUGGGUGGAGAUCGACGUCAAGCUAUCAAGUCUCGUUAUGGACUACGUCCUCGAUAGCCAGGCGGGUCCCCAUCCGGAGUUUGAUUCCUCUGGAUCCUUUCGAGGAUACAGGGUUAUCAGAUGCGCGGACUAG